This is a messenger RNA of Alosa alosa (allis shad), 1248 nucleotides long. RefSeq lists its product as uncharacterized. Lineage: Eukaryota; Metazoa; Chordata; Actinopteri; Clupeiformes; Clupeidae. The record is from RefSeq and is a predicted model, not a curated record. The transcript has 6 exons. The coding region runs from base 53 to 1129 and encodes 358 amino acids.
UCCAGCCGAUCCAUCUCGGCUGCAUCGCGUUGUAGGUCUGUUGGUGGGGGGCAUGGUGGCAACAACAGGCCACAGAAAGUGCAUCUUCCUGGGCAUGACGGUAGGGGAUGUCGAAAAGGCAGAGGCCUACAAGGGCAGUUUUACCAUUACGGUACCCUUACACAAAACCGUAAAGACAUUUGGGGCUGCCAAGGUCUGCAUUGGCAAAGAUCUAUUCAAGAAUCUCAAGGACUUUUCCACAUUGAGACCCAGCCUCCGUGGCUAUGACAAAGCAGAAACAUUAUUUUUCAAUUCAACAGGCCAUGAAAUGACACGAAUGGGAGUGUUUGUGGGUCGUAUGUGGGGGGAAUGCGGACUUCCAGGCACUCCAACAUUAAAGGAUAUACGGACAGCCAUUUCAACCCAUACAGAUGUGGCACUUCCAUUCGACAAAAGGCAGGGUGUCUGCAGAGCGAUGGCCCAUGACCCAAAGACUGCCAGCUUAUACUAUGUGCCUGAGGCCAGUGGCAGACAGACCCGAACAAUCAGGCUAGACAUAUUGAGGUCCCUAAUGGCCUCAGUCAAGCAACGUAAAAGGGUCUCAGAGGAGACACAGGAUCAGGUGACAAUAAAUCAUUCAGGUGACGGUGAGGAUCAGGAUGCAAUGGAGCAGGACCAGGAGACAAAUGCAGAGGUGUCUGAGGAGGGUCAGGUGAAGGAGACAGAGGUCACACUUCCCUUUGAAGAUGGGCAGAGUCAAGUCUCUCAAGCAAUGGCCCUUGACUUGAUGAGUCCAGGUAAUGUGCCUGAGUUCACAGCCAAACGGUCCCCAUUCUUCAAGUUGGAGAUAUUGAGAUCCCUAAGUCGAUCGAUCAAUCUACCAAGCAUCCAGGAGGACCAGGAGGAAGCACAGUCUCAGACCAGUGAGUCUGGGAACUCCUCCUCACCAUCCUCCUCAGAUUGUACAGAGGAGGGUCAGGGGAAGAAGGACCAGGAGGAAGCAGAGUCUCAGUCAAGUGAGUCUGGGAACUCCUCACCCUCUUCCUCAGAUUGUACAGAGGAGGGUCAGGGGAAGAAGGACCAGGAGGAAGCAGAGUCUCAGUCAAGUGAGUCUGGGAACUCCUCACCCUCUUCCUCAGAGUCUGAGUAGGUGGGUGUGGAGGAGAAAGAAAGUGAGCUUGAGUCCCAUAGCUCAAGUGAAGACAGCCAGGAGCCAGGAGAAGCCUAACCCUAGUCAGGGGAAACAAAGCAAGAACCAAGUCAAGGACA